AUGAUUCAAUUAAUUUCAAUUGAACAAAGAAUGAAAUUAAAAUCAUUUAAUAUGCCAGAGGUAUUGGAAUUUUGGAAAUGGAUUUCAUCAAAUACAUUGGCAUUAGUGACACCAACAUCAGUAUAUCAUUGGUCCAAGGAAGGCAAUAGUGACCCAGUCAAGAUGUUUGAUCGUCACCCCGACCUCGCCAACACCAAGAUUAUAAACUACCGUUCCGACAGCACACAACAAUGGUUGGCAUUGGUUGCCAUCCACCAAAUUGACAACCGUGUAGCUGGGCGUAUCCAGUUGUUCUCUGUCGAGAAGGGUAUUUCCCAGUCGAUUGAAGGACACGCCGCCUGCUUUGCCAACUACAUUGUGCCAGGUGCUACACGUCCAAGCAUCCUCUUUGUCAUCUCGUCGCGUAAUCCAACCGCCAGCAAGGUACUCGUUUUAGAGGUGAGCAAGGGUGACGGACCCAGUUUCACCAAGCGUCCAGGAGACGUGUUUUACCCACCCGACGUAGGUGCAUCUGAUUUCCCAGUGGCCAUGCAAAUCUCUGAAAAGUACGAGGUCAUCUACUUGGUCACCAAUCUCGGCUACAUCCAUUUGUUUGACUUGUCAACUGCCAGUUUGAUCUACCGUAACCGUAUCUCGACCGAAUCCAUCUUUGUCACUGCCUUCCAAGAGUCGACCAACGGCAUCAUCUGUGUCAACCGUAAGGGUCAGGUCUUGUCCGUCUCGAUCGACGAUGCCAACAUUAUCCCAUAUAUCUGCAACACCCUUGGUAACUACGACCUUGCUGUUGCCAUGGCCUCCAAGAACAAUUUACCAGGUGCCGAGGGUCUCCUCCAAGGCCAGUUUGAGCGUCUCUUCCAGCAGGGUCUCUACAAGGAGGCUGCCAAGGUUGCCGCCGACUCGCCAGGCACCACCUUGCGUAACAUCCAGACCAUCCAGCGUUUCCAAGCACUCCCAUCCGUCCCCAACCAACCACUCCCAUUGCUCCAGUAUUUUGGUAUCCUCCUCGAAAAGGGUAAGCUCAACAAGGUUGAGUCGCUCGAGCUUGUCCGUCCAGUCCUCCAACAAGGCAAGAAGCAAAUCCUCGAAAAGUGGUUGACCGACGACAAACUCGAGUGUUCAGAGCAACUCGGUGAUGAAGUGCGUGCCCACGACCGUAAGCUUGCACUCUCUAUCUACUAUCGUGCCGGUGCCUCAGACAAGGCUAUUGCAUUGUACGCCGAAGCCGGUGAAUUUGACAAGAUCAUUGCCUACUCGAAAAAGAUUGGGUAUACCCCCGACUAUAUGUUUUUGCUCAGUCGUUUGGUCGCCGUCAACCCCGCCGGUGCCACCGACUUUGCCGUCAAGCUCAUCAAGGACGAGAACGGUCCAUUUGCCGAUCCCAUGGCCAUCGUCGACUUGUUUGCUUCGCGUAACAUGAUCCAAGAGACAUCCAACUUUUUGUUCUCGAUCCUCACCAACGACAACGCCGCCGACGCCAACUUGCAAACCAAGUUGCUCGAGCUCAACCUCAUCCACGCUCCACAAAAUGCCGAUGCCAUUAUGGGCAGCCAGCGUUUCUCGCACUAUAACCGUGUGCGUAUUGGAAACCUCUGUGAAAAGGCCGGUCUCUACCAACGUGCCCUCGAACACUACACCGAACUCGUUGAUAUUAAGCGUGUGCUCGCCACUGCCGGUUCGGCCGUCCCACAAGACUUUUUGGUGCAAUACUUUGGCUCGCUCAACCCCGAGGACCGUAUGGAGUGUAUGAAGGACUUCCUCCGUGCCAACCCACGUCAAUACUUGCAGUUGGUUGUCGCCAUUGCCAUCCGUUACACCGAUGACAGCAUGACACCCGAGUCUGUCAUUGCCAUGUUUGAAAACUUCCGUCUCUUUGAAGGUCUCUUCCUCUACCUCACCCAAAUCGUCGUCACCUCGCAGUCCCCCGAGGUACACUUCAAGUACAUCGAGGCAGCAGCCAAGAGCGGCCAGUACAAGGAAGUCGAACGUAUGUGUCGCGACUCUAACUUUUACGACCCCGAAAAGACCCGUGACUUUUUGAAGGAGGCCAAGUUGCCCGACCAAUUGCCACUCAUCAUCGUGUGCGACCGUUACCAAUUCAUCUCUGAUCUCACCAUCUACCUCUACAAGAACAAUCUCAACAAGUAUAUUGAAGCAUACGUCCAAAAGAUCAACCCAACCAACACACCACUCGUCGUCGGUGCUCUCCUCGACCUCGACUGUCAAGAAGACUAUUUGCGUUCGUUGAUUGCAUCGGUUCGUAACAUGUGUCCAGCCGACACACUCGUCGAACAAGUCGAGAAGCGUAACCGUCUCAAGCUCCUCCUCCCCUGGUUGGAAGCCCGUGUCAACGAAGGCAACAUUGAGCCAGCCGUCCACAAUGCCCUCGCCAAGGUCUACAUUGACUCAAACAAGAACCCAGAGGCAUUCCUCGUUCACAACCAAUUCUACGACAGCAAGGUAGUCGGUAAAUACUGCGAGAAGCGUGAUCCAUACCUCUCGUUUGUCGCCUACAAGCGUGGUCUCUGUGACUAUGACUUGAUUGAAGUCACCAACAAGAAUGCCCUCUUCAAGAACCAAGCUCGUUACCUUGUCGAACGUCAAGAUCAAGACCUUUGGGCCUACGUCUUGGCCGAAUCCAACGAGUUUAAGCGUUCUCUUAUCGACCAAGUCGUGCAAACCGCUCUUCCAGAGACAACCAAUGCCGUCGAGGUGUCGUCGACCGUCCAAGCCUUUAUGAAUGCCGAUCUCCCCAACGAACUCAUUGAAUUGCUCGAAAAGAUUGUUCUCGAGGGCAAGGAGUUCCGUUCGGCCACCGAGUUGCAAAACUUGCUCAUUUUGACGGCGAUCCGUGCCGACAAGAGCCGUGUCAACGACUAUAUCAACAAGUUGGAAAACUUUGACGGUAGCCGUAUGGCACCAGUCGCCAUUGAUGCCGGUCUCUUUGAGGAAGCCUUUUUCAUCUACAAAAAGUUUGAUUUCAACGUUGAAGCUAUUGAUGUGCUCAUCAACCAGAUCGACUCGAUCGAACGUGCCUAUGACUUUGCCGAGCGUGUCAACCAGAUCGAAGUGUUUGGCAAGCUUGCACGUGCACAACUCAGCAAGGGUAUGAUCAAGGAGGCGAUCGAGAGCUUUAUCAAGGCCGCCGACGUCGACCUCUACCACGAGGUGAUCAGCGCAUCUGAAAAGGCCAACUGCUACGAAGAGCUCGUCAAGUACCUUUUGAUGUGUCGUAAAAAGAUCAAGGAGCCAGCCGUCGAGUCUGAGCUCAUCUAUGCCUAUGCCAAGGUCGACAAGCUCGCCGAGAUGGAAGACUUUAUCAACUCACCCAACUCUGCACACAUCCAAGUGAUUGGUGACCGUUGUUUCGACAGUGGAUUGUAUGAAGCUGCCAAGAUCUUGUUUACCAAUAUUUCCAACUUUUCACGUCUUACUUCGUGUCUUGUCAAGCUCGGUCAGUUCCAAUCUGCCGUCGAUUCGGCACGUAAGGCCAACUCUACCAAGACCUGGAAGGAGGUGUCGGCUGCCUGUAUCGACGCACGUGAGUUUAGAUUGGCACAAAUCUGUGGUAUCAAUAUUAUCGUCCAUGGUGAUGAAUUGGAAGAACUUAUCAAGCAAUACGAAGACAGAGGUUACUUUAACGAACUCAUUUCGUUGCUCGAGUCUGGUCUUGCAUCGGAUCGUGCUCAUGUCGGUAUGUUUACCGAGCUCGCCAUCCUCUACUCCAAGUACAAAGAGGACAAGUUGAUGGAACACAUCAAGCUCUUUUACGCACGUCUCAAUGUACCAAAGGUCAUCAAGGCAUGCGUCUCUAACCAACAAUGGUCCGAGCUCACCUACCUCUACAUUCACUAUGACGAGCACGACAAUGCCAUCAACACCAUGAUCAACCACUCGAUCGAAGCUUGGGACCACACUCUCUUCAAGGAGACCGUCUCCAAGGUUGCCAAGCUCGAGCUCUACUAUAGCGCCAUCCAGUUUUACCUCGAGGAACAACCCCUCCUCAUCAACGACCUUCUCACCGUCCUCUCGCCACGUAUCGAGCAUGCCAAGGCCGUCCAGUUGAUCCGUUCACUCGGUCACCUCCCCCUCGUCAAGCCAUACCUCGUCGGCGCCCAAGACAGCAACGUUGCCGCCAUCAACGAGGCCCUCAACGAGCUCUAUGUCGAAGAGGAAGACUACGAAUCGUUGCGUGCAUCCAUCGACGCCAACUCCAACUUUGCCACCAUCCAACUCGCCCAAAAGCUCGAAAAGCACGAGUUGCUCGAAUUCCGUCGUAUCGCCGCCUACCUCUACAAAAAGAACAACCGUUGGGCUCAAUCGGUCGAACUCUCUAAAAAGGACAACCUCUACAAGGACGCCAUGCAAUCGGCCGCCGACAGCAAGAACCCACAAGUUGCCGAAGAGUUGCUCCAGUUCUUUGUCGAUCAAGGCAACAACGCUGCCUUUGCCGCAUGUCUCUACACUUGCUACGAUCUCGUCAAGCCAGACGUCGUCCUCGAGUUGGCCUGGAGAAACAAUAUCAUCAACCACGCCUUCCCAUACAUCAUCCAAUACGUCAAGGAAAUCUCGGCCAAGGUCGACCAACUCGGCGAAGACAUGCAACACCGUAAAAAGAAACAAGAAGACGAAUUGCAAUCGGCCGAACAAGCUUCCUACCAACCAGAUUUCAACAACAUCUCUUAUGGAUAUGCUGCCACUGGUGGCAUGUUGGCUCUCCCUCCCGCCACUGGAAUGUAUCAACAACCACAAAUAGGUUAUAAUCAACAACAACAAGGUGGUUAUAAUCAACAACAACAACAAGGUUAUGGUGGUUAUUAUUAA
Cavenderia fasciculata is the source of this 4821-nucleotide messenger RNA. It is a transcript of the gene chcA, whose product is annotated as clathrin heavy chain. Gene Ontology annotation, cellular component: clathrin coat of coated pit; clathrin complex; clathrin coat of trans-Golgi network vesicle. The transcript has a single exon. Lineage: Eukaryota; Evosea; Eumycetozoa; Acytosteliales; Cavenderiaceae. The record is from RefSeq and is a predicted model, not a curated record. Gene Ontology annotation, biological process: receptor-mediated endocytosis; intracellular protein transport. Bases 1 to 4821 code for a protein of 1606 amino acids. Gene Ontology annotation, molecular function: structural molecule activity; clathrin light chain binding.